AUGAUAAAGGAAAGGAGCCAACAGAUCCGAAGGAAAAGAGGAGAACCUCCUUUCCAGAUCCCAGGCAGCUAUUCUCAGAUGAAGAAGAAGCUCACUCCAAAGGGCAUUAUGCUGUUAGCAGCAGUUCUUCUGGACACAAUCAUGAAGAGUCCGCUCCACGAAGAAACAGAUCCCCAACACCUAGGGUUACCAGGACACCGUCUUCCGGUAGCUGGCAGGAAGGGCGAUGUCAUCCGUCUCGAGGAGGCCUUUCGCUUGUACUUCUUACUGCAGAAGAAGUUUCGAAAAGCCAGAGAAGAGUUAUUUACUAUUAAGCAAAAGGAUCAAGAGACGCUACGCGCCUAUGUAGAGCACUUUGCGGAGGACAGUGCACAAAUAGGGUCCCGAUCUGACGAAAUCCUGAUUGUAGCCUUCAUAAAUGGGUUGCGUCAUGGAAGAUUCUACACAGAGUUCAUGGAGGACCCUCCGGAUACUUUCAAAGAAGUCCUGAAAAGGGCGAACAAGUACGCCAGAGGGGAAGAAGCCAACCGGAAGUGUAGAGACGAGUCUCAGAGUGCCUGCCGACCAAAAGUCAAGAGCCGUGGUCUGUCGCCAUCUAUCAGACGGUCACUCCGAGAACGUCUAGGAGGCAUCAAGAGCUUCCGUAACCUCACCCCUCUAAACAAGACACCUAAAGAGAUCCUAUAG
Oldenlandia corymbosa var. corymbosa is the source of this 687-nucleotide messenger RNA. The record is from the annotation of a GenBank genome assembly. NCBI's taxonomy places the organism in Eukaryota, Viridiplantae, Streptophyta, Magnoliopsida, Gentianales, Rubiaceae.